AUGAAACGAUUUCUAUUACUUGCUUUAUUGAUAUUUUGUAAAGCUAAUGAUGAUGAUUCCGACGAUCACAAUGAUCUUAAUCAAAUAGUAUUAAUGAGUUACAAUGUAAUGUUUGUACCAAGUUUACUUGUCUUAGAACGUGAUCAAAUAACACGUGCUCGUUUAUUAACAAAAGCAAGAUUUCUUCGUUCAAAUGAUAUACUUUGUUUACAAGAAGUAUUUCAAAAGAAACCAAGUCAAAUUUUACUUGAUUCAUUAUCGGAAACAUAUCCAUAUAGUACACCAAUAUUAGGUACUGAAGAUGAUAAAGAUUAUUGGGAUGAAACAUGGAAUCGUGAUAUAGGUCGAAGUUCAUUGAAAUUUCUUAGUGGUGGUUUAACAAUACUUAGUAAAUGGCCAAUUAUUCAAGCUGUACAAUAUUUUUAUAGACAUACAUGUAGUGGAUGGACAUUUAUUCGAAGUGGUUUUAUUUAUACUCAAAUAUUAUAUGGUAAAAAUGAAUAUCCAAUACAUAUUAUAAGUACACAUUUACAACCAAGUGAUCAUCGUGGUUGUUAUUUAUCAAGUGAAGAAAAAAUACGUGAAAAACAAAUGCAUGAAAUUAUUGGUUUUCUUGAUGAACGAAAUAUAUCAAAAAAUGAAUUAGUUUUUUUUCUUGGUGAUUUUAAUAUUGAUAAAUAUAAUAUCGAACAAUAUGAAACAAUGAUUGAUAUAUUACGUGUUAAACAACAAGAUUUAUAUCCAUCAAGUAUUUUAUGUUCAUGGGAUAGUUCAUUUAAUGCAAUGACAACUACAACAACACAUCAACAAAAUCAAUUAUUAGAUUAUAUAUUUGUCUAUAAAGAUCAUGCACCAAAUAAUUCUCUUUGGUAUAAUCUUAUUAUUGAUCGUAUGGCAUCUGAACAAUGGCAUUUACUUGGUAAAAAUCGAAUGUUUUAUAAUACUCGUAAUAUUCCAUUAAUAGAACUUUCUGAUCAUUAUCCAGUUGUUGGAUUUUUUAAUUUAAGUAAACAUCAAUGGCCAGAUAGAUCAUCGGGUGUUCUUACAUAUGUACAAAUUGUAACAGCAGAUACUGAUUUACCUGUCAUAAUACAUGAUCGGAAUAUUCUCAUCGGGAAUUCAUCGAAUGAAAAUGGUUCACUAUUUAUAUUAACAAAUAAUGCUACACCACGUCGUCAUCGUUGUUUAAGAUCAGAACAAUAUAUAAUAUUAAUUGAUGGUGAUAAACCCGAAUUUUAUUUAUCUGAUGCAAAAUAUUUUCGAAUGAAAUAUGGAAUGGAACAAGUGAAUCGUUUUUUAAAAAUAAUUCAAAUUGAUAAUCAAACAAAAUGUAUGCAAACAAAUUCAACAUUUAUUUUACAAACACGUUUAUCAACAGGAUAUUUUUACGUUAAUAAUAUAUCUUCACAUUUAUGUGCAUGUACAAAUGAUAGAGAACAAGCUCAACAAUUUCGAUUAAUUGAAGUUCAACGAAAGAAUAUUAGUUGUACGAUAAAUCAUUAA
Messenger RNA from Adineta steineri, 1503 nucleotides. Lineage: Eukaryota; Metazoa; Rotifera; Eurotatoria; Adinetida; Adinetidae. The record is from the annotation of a GenBank genome assembly.